This is a messenger RNA of Megalobrama amblycephala (Wuchang bream), 4356 nucleotides long. RefSeq names its product centrosome and spindle pole-associated protein 1. The transcript has 29 exons. Gene Ontology annotation, biological process: positive regulation of cytokinesis. Gene Ontology annotation, cellular component: spindle pole; centrosome; microtubule. The coding region runs from base 435 to 3860 and encodes 1141 amino acids. Lineage: Eukaryota; Metazoa; Chordata; Actinopteri; Cypriniformes; Xenocyprididae. The record is from RefSeq and is a predicted model, not a curated record.
GUUAGUAGCAGUAGUUUCACAUAAGGCGCAAUAUACUAUUUAUAGUCAUCUCGUAUGAUUGACAUUAUGCUCACUAUUAAGACGGUCUCUUAAAAGUUUCAGAUAAACGAAAGUCGGAGCAAACCUUGGACAAGCAAGAUUUUUAACAAGUAAAGGCAAAUGGUCACUAGGUUUUGAGACACAGCCAUUGUCUGAAGUGGGAGGUUGAGGCUCGUGUGUUGUGUUGAGUUGUUGCCUAACAACCACUGCGUUUGCGGCGCCUGCACUUCACAUCGCCUCGUCUCCAUCUUCUCCUCUAAACAAAGUCUUUCUUCAUUUCCAUGCCAAGAGAACCGCAUAUUCAGUCUUGUGUUAUUGAUAAGAGCUUCAUCUGAUAACUGCUUCUUUUCCUGUCAAGAGCUAUUCAUUAACCGCUGAUUCUGGUUUGGGAAAAUAUGAAUGUCAACAUCAGCAACUUUAUGGAGGAGAGAAGGGCGGACACAGAAGAAGCACCGUACAUGGAGAUGAAGACAAGUUUUGGUAACAAGGAGAACAUCAAACCUGCUAACAAAACACAACCUUCACAACCCAAACAGACCAAAGAAGAGAGUUUUGGCCUCAGUUUACCUCUGGGAGAAGAAUAUGAACGAAAAAAGCAGAAGUUAAAGCAAGAGCUACGUCUUGAUUACCGGCGCUUUGUGUCUGAGAAAAAAAAUCAAAUGAUUGCUGAUCCACUUCCACAGUCUCACAUGCUGUCUCUCCCCAUAAAAGAACGGAGAUCAGCGAAGGAAAAGCUGCAAGAUGAGAGGAACAAGGAGUAUAAUCUGUUUCUCCGAGGGCAAGGGGGAUCACAGAAAAUAGGGAAAUCUUCAAGUACUCCACAGGCCCUGGAUCGUUUUGGCUCUAUUACUCCAAAGUACCCUGCUGGUUCUCCAGAGGUACAAGUGCAAAGAGGCAGUCAGGGCCCAGAGAACAUCACAUUCUCAAGGAGGGAUGUUGCCACUCUAACUGAGCCCAUUUCUGGAGUGCCUAAGGUAUCAAGGCCACGGAGACAAUGGGCAGAGACGCCGGAUCGCUGGGGAGGCCCUUAUCGAGAUCACACCAGUUCUGAUGAGGAGAUUGAGCUCCCAGAGAAGGAAAGGCUUAGAAAUGUACAGGAAGACACUGGUGCAACCAGGAGAGGUGGAAAACAUGACAACAGCUCACACAGUCUACAAGCACCGACUCGAGCGCAAAACAGAUCUGUCAACGGGCAGAACAUGACAGAGUUUGCUACAGGACUCAUGAUUGGUGCUGCUGAAGGGGAUGAGGCCUCUCAGAGGAGGAAGGAACGUUACAGACUUGAGCUGCUACAGCAAAUAGCCGAACAACAGAAGAACAAAAGGAAGGAAAAGGAGCUUGAGUUGAGAGUGGCUGCAACAGGCGCUGUUGAUCCAGAAAAAAAGCCAGACAGAAUCAAACAAUUUGGUGCCGUGACCCGGGAGUACGAGGGCAGGAGAAGGGAUGUGCCAUACCACCCAGGGCUGGGUCUUGAGGACUUUAGGGCUGACUCUGCCAGGCGGCUCAAAGAAGACAAACCUCCACAAGCACCAAAGGAGAGCGCACCUCCCGAGAGACCUCGUGUUGCUUUCCAGUCCCCGUCUCUGGACCACAGCACUGUCUUAAGCCGGCUGGCUAACACAUCAGGCCUUGGUCUGGAGGCUGGAGCCAAUGGUACCACCCCUGUUACUGAAAACAAUUACAGAAGCCUCUCAAGAGCCCUGGGGGAGAUAGUUGCCCCAAGAAUUACAGGUGUGCGUCCUCCGUUGGGUCCCUCUCUCACAGACUCCUAUCAAACUCCUUAUGAUAAUGCAUAUUACUAUUAUGGAGCCAGAAAUCCUCUAGACCCCAAUCUGGCCCACUACGGACCAGCAGGGGAUCAACAGUCACACAUCCCUCUAGAAGCACAUCGGCCGGUUCUGCAGCCUCCCUCUGGAGGCCUCAAACAAGCGAUCAGCCAUGCUGGAGUUGUUCCCUCAGGACCAGCGUUCUUUUCUCACAAGAGGCUGCAGCAGCCCAAGGAAAGUGCUGUUAGCCAUCAGGAAGCCCUUAAGCAGCAGAUUCAAGAACGACAGCAGAGACGACAUCGUGAGAAGGUGGAAACAGAGCUGUAUGAUGCUAAAUUAGAGGCUGAGAUGAAGGCCUACGAGCCCUGGGGAAGAGGAGGAGGAGGAGCCCCUCUUAGGGACAAUCAUGGAAAUCUCAUCAGUGAUUUGAAACAAAUGCAUAAAUCAAAUGUGGAAGCUUAUGAUUCUGGAGGCAGAGUAGCCCGGAUUCCAGUGGCUUCUAGGACAGAGCCUGCAGGUUUUGCCCCUUCUCAGCCACCUGUACAAGCACGGGGUAACCUUUUCAACGAACUGCCGUCUCCACAGCAGCUCCAUGACCAGGAAAAGUACAAAGAUUGUUUGAAACAACAGAUCGAGGAAAAGAGGAGAAAGGAGGCAGAAGAGAGGGAGCGGAGCAGGCUCGAGGAUGAGAAAGAAGAGAGGCGGCUGGCCGAACAGCGAGCUCGGAUCCAAAGGGAGUUUGAGGAAGAGCAGGAGCGGAAGCGUCAGAAAGAGAAAGAGCAAAUAGCCAAAAAUGAGGAGUUGAUCAGGCAAGCCGAAGAGCGCCGUAAAGAGGCUGAGAAACUGAGGAAAGAAGCGGAGGAGAAAGAGAACGAGGCCCUGAGAAAGAGACAUGAGAGAGAGAAGCAGACACAUCUGGAAGAGGUCCACAGGGCACCGUCACCACCCCUACCAACCUUGCAGAAGAAACUACGUCAGCAGAUGCCUAGACCUCCAUCAGUGGAGAGCCACCGCUCUUCCACAACUGUGUCUAUGCGCUCAAUGUCAGCACCACAUUCUCCCCCGGUGCCUGCCCGGAGGAACGAGAUCAGGGCCACGGAAGAAAAGCAGACAGUGAUCAGGGAGUUAUCAGCCUUGCGUAGGCAGCUGCGGAGUGAACAGAGACGUCUAGAGGGACAGUUAAUGCAGUCCAACGGAAAUGACCACACCCCUCCCAUUCAUGGCAGACCAAGAGAACACCUCCCGGAGGAUGUUUUUGAAGUGGCAAGACUACACAAACAAGUGCCCAUCAGGAGGCCAGCUUCCCACACCACUGCAGGAGCCAACAUGCACAACCUACAAGAGUUUAACCAUCUCAAGUACAGAGACGGUGCAUCUCGUAUGGAGGUGAGACAGGCAUAUCCUGACCCCCCCAGUGACGAUCACAGUCUAGAUAUCCAGCAACAGGCUCUGUUACGACAACAGCAACGAACCAUAAACAGCCUGAGGAGGGGCAGACCUGCUGAUUACUUUGAUAUGGUGUCUUCAGGAAAGCAGCAUCUUGAGCAGAGGUUGAAUUCUGCAGAGAAUCCGGGCAGACGCUUGCUGUUAGACUCAGAGAGUGCCUUUAUUGACCCCAGUGGUGAUUCAUUCCAUCUCCAUUCCCGGCGUGACCAGAGAGUGAGACCGGCGGUUAGGAAGACAGACAUCUCUGAUGAUGUGUUAAACAGGUACACACGACCUGACAGUGGUCCUGACAGCCAGUCCCUGCACUCACUAACCAGCACAGAAAUAGAGCGGCUGAGGGAGCGCACAAAAAACAAGAUGACAUCGCUGAACAACAUGAGAGAGCAUGACUGGAGAUCAGGGGAAGUGUCAGCUGAGGAAGGGGAGGAGCUGUGGUCACAGACUCCUUCAACCAACCGGCGUGUUUCCAUUGACACCAUUGCUACAGACCCCUGGUUACGUCCUAGUUCCUCAGAUACUCUGAAGAGAUUCAUGGGCGGUCGCAGACCAUCCAACCGAAACCAUGCUGCUGGCCAGGAUUGGGAAGGGCCGUCCACUUACCAUGGUUAAAUCUCAUUCUGAAUUCUAAUGCCAGUUUCGCAACUUUGUACAGCUAUUUUAAAAGGAACAAGUUUAUAUAAACUUGUAUACGUGAUGCCAAAGAUGAACGUUAACAAUUUAUCAGUCCAGUUUCUUUAAGACUAAACUGUUGUGAAAUUAAAUAUCACACUUAGGAAGUUCUGGAACACUUCCUGUAGCAUUAAGAGUCUGUUUGUUCCCUCCAGUCAGAGAGUGCAGUCUGGGAGAAAUUAACUUUUCUUCAUACUGUUACAGUGUAUGAAUGUGUAAACAGCAUUAAUUCUGUUUGUUUGUCAGGUGAGAGAUCUGUACUUCUAAUGUUGUUAUUUUAUUUUUUCAUUUUUAAUGGUUGUUUUACAGAUGAUGAAUUGUAAGUAGGAAUAUGAGCUUAUGCAAGCAUAAGCAUACAGUAUAACUUAAGAAGUAAGGUAAUGUAAUUGAGUCUAUAGACUUUUAAUAAAUAAAAUAUUUUAAGAAUUUUUAAACA